This is a messenger RNA of Halichondria panicea, 1233 nucleotides long. RefSeq lists its product as uncharacterized. Bases 126 to 1160 code for a protein of 344 amino acids. The record is from RefSeq and is a predicted model, not a curated record. The transcript is spliced from 4 exons. NCBI's taxonomy places the organism in Eukaryota, Metazoa, Porifera, Demospongiae, Suberitida, Halichondriidae.
GUGAUUAAAGAAGAGUGGCAAGAAUUCCAAGAAUUCCAAGUAGCUACUGUACAUCUGUUACUACUACUACCACAGUAUAGUGCCAGUUUCAUAUGUAUAUAAAUAGCUGAGUGGUUUUAAUAGCGAUGGCUACUGUAAAGAGUCUAUGGUUGAUCAGAGUUUUGCCCUUUUUCAUAAUGAUGUGGAUGGUAAACUCCCAGAAUGGUAAUUUGGUAUCAUACUCAAGAUCUACAUGCAUGUACCGCGGUGUGUCUAUCAGGUUGAUGGGGCAAGAACUGACCAGCGGUAUCAGUCAAGUUUGUCUGAGUGACAUUGGAGAGCAGCCAUCACGAGCUAAUAUAUCGGAUGGAGUACCAGACACUGUGGAGGGUACUGCCCUGGUGUGUGUCACUGACAACCCCAACUGCUGCAGGCCAGUGGACAAUCCUAAUGGUGGAGCAGUCGGAGAGUGGAGAGUAAAUGAAUUUCCAGUACCUGGUAUGAACGAAAACCCAUCAUCUCGCAUCUAUAGGAAUCGAGGUACUGGUCAGGUGCGAAUUAAUCAUCGACCUAGUACUGAAGGCACUGCGAUGAGUGUGAUUGGAGAAUACUGCUGCACGAUACCUGAUAUGAGCGGUGCCCCCCAGACACUCUGUGUUGAAGUUACCAAUGACACAAUGUGCAACUCAGGUGCUAGUACUACUAGUAACCAACUCCCACCUGUAACGUUAACAAAAACAGCUACAGGGGAAAUUACGACGGCUACUGUAAAUAGCUAUUCUACUACUGACAAUGCAACUCCAGCUGCUAACGAAUCACCUGCUACGUUCGUACUGGCUGGAAUUGUGGCAAUACUGAGUAUAAUAAUUCUACUCCUAAUUAGCCUCGUUAUACUCUUGUUCUACAAGUACAAGAGAGCCAAACAAUCACAUGAUGUAAUGGGAACACAAGAUAUAGUACAAGCGAUUGCUACGGACAUUGAUCUGAAUGAUAACCAGGCGUAUGGGAAAGCUAGAGAAGCUCAAGACAAGGCAAUGCCACAGGAGGCUGGACAAACUACUGAACUGUAUGAUUACAUACCAAAUACCCUAUUCCAAGGCCACCCUCCAGGUGCUCAAACGAGUGCUAUUGACAACAGUGAAGGAGUUGUGUCCAGUGAGGUGUAUCAGGAGAUAUCAUGAAACUGACUCCCACUUUUAAGUGCUAUGCAUACUUUUAGCGAAUUGACUGUUUUUGUGACCACAUAAUUAUGAC